GGAGGGAUACACUGUCGGAGCUGACAAUGUGGACGGUGCUAAAAUGUCUCCUCGGAAGAUGAGAUGUUACAUUUGUAGCGCUCGGAAGAAUUAGAAUAGAACUCUAGGCAGAGUUACAUUUGAGCGCGGUUACAUUGUAACAACUCUCGACGCGGAUUGUUCGUGUUUCCCGGGAGACUGGACGCGUUUCGCACCGUGAAUUAGCGGGACCUGAGACGCGGAGGGGUUGGGGGGGGGGAUUUUGUCCCCCAACUUUUCUGUUUUUCCUCUCGGGCUGAAGCGCGUUUCUCUCCCGCUGGAUGCCGCGCGCGUGACGCGAGGAACGGAUCAUAAACCUGUUUGAGCUGAAAGAGAGAGAGAAGCAGAUCAGGACCAGGAUGGCGACAGCGGGGACCGACAUGGAGCUGAACGACCUGCUGGACUUCAGUGUUAUGUUUCCUCAUCCGGUGUCGAACGGGAGAAACCGAGGCCCUACUGUUCCCAGCAGUCAGUAUGGUUUAGAUGAAAGAAGUGCCUCUGGUUCUUGGGCUUCAGGAGAAGCGAACGGUCCUGCGUUCACCGCACGGCUGUAUGGAGACGGUCCUCAGAGUCACUACCCUGAACACGACAGCAUGUACAACUUAGAGAUUGACGGGAAAUCUGAACGAGGGUACCCCGUUACUCAGCCGCAGCUCUUGCCCGCUGAUAUCAGCGACGGUCUCUCUCCUCCGGGAAUGAAAGUCUCUUCUCAGUUCUACAGUCUUCAUCGCCGGAGGGGCGCAGACUCCAGUUUAGAUCCACUGCCCAAGAAGAUCCGGAAGGUUCCUUCUGGCCUGCCGUCGUCGGUGUCUUCGGUUUAUCCCGGUUCCACCGGCGAGGACUAUAACCCUGACGGCUCCGGAUACCCCGGAUCCAAAGCUGCAAACCUUUAUCCAGGCUCUUUCUGGCCAGAUGGGCUUCCGGAUCACUGGGGACAGUCUGGUUAUCCUCCGGUCAUGAGUAACUCUCCUCACAUCGCUCAGCCGGCUCCGUUCCCCUCCAUAAACACACAGAAGCGUCAGCCUUUGCCCCUGUCGCCGCAGAACUACCCUCUGCACGGGAGCGAGGUCAACUUACCCACCAGCUUCCACCCGGCCUCGGCUGGAUACGGCGUUCCCAACCACACGCCGCCCCUCAGCGGCUCCGACAGCAUCAUGGUCAGCAGAGCUGGAAACACGGGCAGCUCUGGCGCCGAGAUCGGGAAAGCGCUCGCUUCGAUCUAUCCCUCUGAUAAUAACAGCAGCAGUUACUCUCCGAGUCCCUCCACUCCUGUGGGCUCUCCUUCGAAUGUUGCUGCUUCUGCGUCUCAGUGGCCCAAAGGCUCGUCUCAGCCCGCGUCGUCUCCGGGGUUCGAGCCCGGACUGCAGGCGCUGAGUAAGAUGGAUGACCGUCUGGGUGAAGCGCUGCAAGUGUUGAGUCAUUAUGCGGUGGGUGCAGACAUGCAGAGUUUACUGAGCGCAGCGGGACAUUCGGCCGGAGCAGCGGCCCUGGGCUCCAUCAGUCAGGCCUUCGGGCUCUCCAGCCGUCUGCCAGGACUGAUGUCAAAUCACAGUGAUGAUGCCGCAGGUUUACCACAGUCCAGUGCUCCGCUGCAGGGACACCACGCCCCCCAUCAGGCCCCGCCCACUUCCCAGUCCGACACCUUUACCAGUCUUUCUAUGCCUCACUCCUCUCACUCAUCUAGCUCGGAUAUAAAGCGGGAAGAUAAGGAAGACGAUGAGAACCUGUCUAUUGCAGAUAAAUCAGAGGAUGAGAAGAAAGAUGGGAAAAGCCGCACACGAUCGAGUCAAGAUGAUGAAGAAGAUGAUGAGGACUUGCCGAUUGAGGUGAAAGCGGAGCGGGAGAAAGAGCGGCGCGUGGCCAAUAACGCCCGUGAGCGUUUGCGCGUUCGCGACAUCAACGAGGCCUUCAAAGAGUUGGGCCGCAUGUGCCAGCUGCACAUGAACAAUGAGAAACCUCAGACCAAACUGCUCGUCCUUCACCAGGCCGUAAAUGUUAUUCUCAACCUGGAGCAGCAAGUGCGAGAGCGUAAUCUGAACCCGAAGGCAGCGUGUCUGAAGAGGAGAGAGGAGGAGAAGGUGUCUGGAGACUGUCUGGGAGGAGACGGACACGGACACAUCUAACGCUCAGAUCCUGUCAUGAGGAAGCUCUCCGUCGACGUGGCCUUAUCUUCCCGUUCUUAGUCCACACACACACACACUCAGUAACUCCCCGAGCCGCUCGUUGUGCUCGUGAUCAUGGACCAUCGGUGGAAAGCAGCGUCUGCGGUGUUUGAUGCUGUGCUGUAGAUUUACAGUGUGCUGUUAUAUAGCACACACUCCGCUGCGGGAACAGAUUCCUUCUUUGUUUUUCUAGUUCAUGUACUCCACUUUGACUUUCUUUUGUACCGAUUUGUGUUUAUGAUGUAGAGAGAAAUGUUCAGUUUUGAUACGCAAUGUUCGUGAUUCUGUUCGGGGAUCGCCACUAACGUGUGAAUCCCACAAAACUGCACAUAUUUCACCUCGAACAAACUAAUUAUAUCAAAUUCAUUUUUUAAGCAAAGUGAAGCCUGUUUUAAAUGGAACAUUUUAGAUUUUUACAUUUUUAUGACCUAUAUAUAUAUAUAUAUAUAUAUAUAUAUAUAU
This is a messenger RNA of Carassius auratus (goldfish), 2642 nucleotides long. Its product is annotated as transcription factor E2-alpha-like. Bases 378 to 2141 code for a protein of 587 amino acids. Gene Ontology annotation, biological process: regulation of transcription by RNA polymerase II. NCBI's taxonomy places the organism in Eukaryota, Metazoa, Chordata, Actinopteri, Cypriniformes, Cyprinidae. Gene Ontology annotation, cellular component: chromatin; transcription regulator complex. Gene Ontology annotation, molecular function: DNA-binding transcription factor activity, RNA polymerase II-specific; RNA polymerase II cis-regulatory region sequence-specific DNA binding; protein dimerization activity. The transcript is spliced from 20 exons. The record is from RefSeq and is a predicted model, not a curated record.